AUGUCAUGGGAAAAUCGGAAUGGCAAUUUGCAAAACCGAGUGAAUGAACUUGACAGUCCAACUACUCAACCUCACAUCAUUUUCAUCCUGGUUGAUGACCAAGGCUUCCGGGAUGUUGGUUACCAUGGGUCCGAGAUCAGAACCCCAACUCUGGACAGGCUGGCAGCGCAGGGAGUGAAACUGGAGAAUUACUAUGUGCAGCCUCUCUGUAGCCCCUCCAGGAGUCAAUUAAUGACUGGCAGGUACCAGAUCCACACGGGCCUCCAGCACUCGGUCAUCAGGCCCACCCAGGCCAACUGCCUGCCCCUGGAGAAUGUCACACUACCCCAAAAGCUCCGGCAGGCAGGCUACGCCACCCAUAUGGUGGGAAAGUGGCACCUGGGCUUCUACAAGCGUGGCUGCAUGCCCACUCAGCGCGGCUUCGACACAUUCUUUGGGUCCCUAUUGGGUAGUGGUGACUACUACAGCCACUAUAAAUGUGACGGUCCCGGCAUGUGUGGCUAUGACCUGUACGAAGGGGAGGAGGCAGCCUGGGAACAGGAUCGGGGCCGAUACUCAACCUUGAUGUUCACCCAAAAAGCUGUGGACAUCUUGGCACACCACAACCCCCAGAAACCCUUAUUCCUCUACUUGGCCUUUCAGGCAGUCCAUUCCCCGCUACAGGUGCCCGCUCGCUACUUGGAGCGCUACAAGUCCAUCCCUAACUUACAUCGUCGCAAGUACGCCGCCAUGGUGUCCUGCCUGGACGAGGCCGUCCACAACCUCACACUGGCACUGAAGCGCUACGGUUUCUAUGACAAUACAGUGAUAGUGUACUCGUCAGACAACGGGGGUCAGCCCAUGGCCGGGGGCAACAACUGGCCUCUCAGGGGGAGCAAGGCCACCUACUGGGAGGGGGGCAUCCGGGCCGUAGGCUUCGUUCACAGUCCCCUGCUACUGAACAAGGGGACCCGAUGCCGGGCGUUGAUCCACAUCACAGACUGGUUCCCCACCCUGGUGUCCCUGGGGGAGGGGACCCUGGACGAAGACCUCAACCUGGAUGGCUACGACGUGUGGGAGGCCAUCAGCGAGGGCCGUCAGUCCCCCCGCCACGACAUUCUGCACAACAUCGACCCCAUCUACACCAAGGCAAAGAACGGCUCAUGGAAGGCCGGCUAUGGCCUCUGGAAUACGGCCAUCCGAGCCGCCCUCCGGGUGGGCCACUGGAAGCUUCUCACGGGGGUGCCUGGCUACAGCGACUGGGUCCCUCCGCAGACCUUCUCCAAUCUGCUUCUGACCAACCGCUGGCAUAACGAAUAUGUCCGCUGGGACCAGGGGAAGUCCGUCUGGCUGUUCAACAUCAUAGCCGAUCCCUACGAGAGAGUGGACCUGUCUCUACGCUACCCACACAUAGUGAAGAAGAUGCUAAUGCGGCUGGCACAGUAUAAUAGGACGGCCAUCCCGGUGCGCUACCCGGCUAAAGACUCCCGCUCCAAUCCUAACUUCAACGGAGGGGUGUGGGGACCGUGGUACAAAGAGGAUGAAGAUGAUAGAGAGACUAAUCUCCUUACCAACAACCUGGCCAAGAAGAGACGGAAGAAGAAAGCGAAGAAGAGGAAGCUGAAGGACUGAAAGAAAGGUGGAGGACUAGUCUUAUUAUUUAUUGCUGUGACUUUUUGUUGUGAAAGACUUAGAUGGUCAGAUCUCAGGGAUUGACACACGAUCGGUCUUUAAAGAUUAUCCUGCUCAAUGAUUUGAAGACUUUAAUGGACUGGUGCUUUGGAUAUUACAUGAACUCAAUGGACAAAUGGACCUAUAUUUGCCUCAUAGAAAAGGCUUUAAGGAAACAACCCACUUUAAUAACUACUGUCAGACCCAACACCUAUGACCUCAAGACUUUGGGUUAGGGCCUUUAAAUAAUGUUUAUUUUUCUAGUUUUUGAUUGCAUGCUUGAACUUCUGUGACCUUCCGAUUUUUAUUAGAUUUCUGACAUUUAGGCAAAGAGAAAAUAAAUAUAGAAUGAAUCUUUGUAG
This is a messenger RNA of Salvelinus namaycush (lake trout), 2012 nucleotides long. RefSeq names its product arylsulfatase J-like. The record is from RefSeq and is a predicted model, not a curated record. The transcript has 2 exons. Bases 1 to 1611 code for a protein of 536 amino acids. NCBI's taxonomy places the organism in Eukaryota, Metazoa, Chordata, Actinopteri, Salmoniformes, Salmonidae.